UCUUUUUUUUUCUCCCCCGUACAAAUGUUCCAAUAGGAGAGCGCGGAGGCGCACACACAUAUCAAAAAUUAUCAGCGGCAGCAGCUAUCUGCAGAUACACCGAGAGGAAGAGACGCGCUGCAGCGAUCAGCGGAUCCAAACAAGAACAAAAAAAAAAAAAAAAAAACCCCGCGAACAAUCACCCAACAGGAGCAACUUCGGUUCCAUCUUCUCCAACUUUUCUUUCUUUCUUUUUCUUUUUUUAACGCACAAACGCAUAGAGCUGCGGAGAGGCUCCGUGUCUGUGUGGUGUGGUCAAGGCUUGCCCAGCUGAGCUCCUCUCUUAAGGCUGGGUCUCUGCUGAGGGGGGACCGGACCCGCUUUAUCACCGGACCGACCUUAUCUGAGUGGGUUGGGAGAAUCUGUGCAAGUUUGUUGAAGACAAAGUUUGUUCAAAAGGAAAGGAACGUUCUCCGGUUAGGGGACGGUCGGAUCUUCAUCUGUCUUCCUUCAAUUCGUCUGAAGGCUAAAAGUUUCAGAAUGUACCAAAGCCUGGCCCUGUCCUCCAACCAGUCCCCUUACCCCCAUGACACCGGGAACUACAUCCACCCCUCGGCCAGCUCUCCGGUGUACGUCCCCACCACCAGGGUCCCGGCCAUGCUGCCCACCCUGCCCUACCUGCAGACCUGCGAGUCGACCCACCAGUCCCACGGCCUGGCCGGGCACCACGGCUGGGCCCAGAGCGCCGCGGACGGCUCCUCCUUCGCCCCCAGCAGCCCUCACCCUCCGCACGGCUUCUCCUACUCGCACAGCCCGCCGGUCAGCACCAACCCCGGGCGGGACGGCGGCUACCAGAGCCAAUACGGAGGGGCGCUGGUGCGCUCCGUGGGGGGGUCCUACUCCAGCCCGUACGCUUACAUGAGCCCGGAGAUGGCCACGUCCUCCUGGACGCCGGGGCCCUUCGAGAGCGGGGUGAUCAGUCUGCAGGGUCGGCAGGGAGCUCUGGGAGGACGGAGGUCCAGUCUGGAGCUGAUGGACGACAUGCCUACAGAGGGCAGAGAAUGCGUGAACUGCGGCUCCGUGUCCACGCCGCUGUGGCGCAGAGACGGCACCGGUCACUACCUGUGCAACGCCUGCGGACUCUACCACAAGAUGAACGGCAUCAACAGGCCGCUAAUUAAGCCCCAGAAACGGCUGCAGACCACGUCCCGCCGGGCCGGCCUGUGUUGCACCAACUGCCACACCAGCACCACCACGUUAUGGCGACGCAACGCUGAAGGAGAGCCCGUCUGUAACGCCUGCGGACUCUACAUGAAGCUGCACGGGGUGCCCAGACCUCUGGCCAUGAAGAAAGAAAGCAUUCAGACAAGAAAGCGUAAACCCAAGAUACCGAAGACUAAAGCGUCCACAGGCUCCAUCACCUCUGACACUAGCUCCCCGUCCUCCCUAUCAGUCUCCGAACACGCCUCCACCAUUAAAAGUGAACCCAGCAUGGCCCCGUCGCCCUACGCAGGGCAGACCAUCACAUCUGGCUCUCAGACCGCCUCUCAGCUAGACAGUACGGCAUCCGGACAUGUGGACAUUAAAUACGAGGAUUAUCCUUUUACCCCCACGUCGAUGGCUCCACAGAAUUCCUGGUGCGCUCUGUCUCAAGCAUGAGCGUCCCCAGAUAACAGGACUAGCUUACCGGCUAACUCUAACAUCACUGAAAGGACAAUCCUCCUCAUCCUGACACAACUUCCACUGACUUUGAAGCUGUGGGGAAACUGUUCUAAUAUGGAUCAAAACGGGCUGAAUGCAAAAAAAAAAAAAAAAAAACUACCUACGACCAAGUAAUCUUGGAUUUUUAUUGGAAACACUGGCUGUAAAUGACAAACCAGGAGUGGAUUGUAGUAGGACUUUCAAAAUACAAUCUGCAGCAAAACUUAUAAACAACUUAAGAAGACCUAAGAACUUGGACUGAUGUCCGUCCAGCAAGCUAUAUCUCCUCAAUACAUCCAACAUCAACUACCUAUUUCCUAAUAAAAACAAUGUUUUUGAAGAAACAUUACACUAAACAGAGGACAUCAAUGCAAAAACAUUCAAGAGGAAUGUUAAAAUAUAAGGAUACAAUAACCUGAUUUUAGAGCUGUUAAAUAAUUUUGUUGUAAUGCUUUGUCGCCAUCCUCUCUGCUUUUAAAAACAAUUCCAGUGGGUUAUUUUUCAGAGGAAUCUAAAAAAAAA
Poecilia latipinna (sailfin molly) is the source of this 2202-nucleotide messenger RNA. It is a transcript of the gene gata5, whose product is annotated as GATA binding protein 5. The record is from RefSeq and is a predicted model, not a curated record. The transcript is spliced from 7 exons. NCBI's taxonomy places the organism in Eukaryota, Metazoa, Chordata, Actinopteri, Cyprinodontiformes, Poeciliidae. Bases 520 to 1638 code for a protein of 372 amino acids. Gene Ontology annotation, biological process: cell fate commitment; negative regulation of transcription by RNA polymerase II; cardiac muscle tissue development. Gene Ontology annotation, molecular function: DNA-binding transcription factor activity, RNA polymerase II-specific; RNA polymerase II cis-regulatory region sequence-specific DNA binding; zinc ion binding. Gene Ontology annotation, cellular component: nucleus.